AUGGAAGACCGCCAUGACCGCGCGGGAAACCGACUAUGCUCACUCACUAUUGAGGCUACGAGAAGCAAUGGUAACCCAAUGGCUGCACUGUUCGACGACUGUGUCAACUACCUGCCCUGGAGUGGCUUGGCUUGCUUUCCAAAUGGUUUUAUUAACACCACUCAAGCCCGCCACGUGCAAGCAGCCAUAUAUAUCAUUUACGAUGGUAUGUCUUCUCGCAUCAUUCGCGCAAACAUCCGCUUUAUUUCAUAUAUUUUGCUCCGUGAGCCAAUCUCUCUUAAAUACCGCGUCGAUGUCGGUCCUACAAAUCCCGCCUGUGUGUCGUGCCGCCUCCGCCUCCGAAGGAACGACGAUGUCAAUCAGGGUGGGGAUGGCUCAAGACUGAUCAGAUUUUGUCCGUCGUUCAGUGAUGAAUUGUAUUCUACCCAAGUUACGCUGUACUUUCGACUCCGGUUCACCAACUCCUUCGAAACGGACUCCUCGGACGUGUCCCUCAACGACAACCUGGAGGUUUUCCGCUUCAUCACGAUCAUCUACGACAACAGUAUGGCAUUGCUCGAAAGCUUAAUCUCACCUGGAUCGGACAUUCAAUCCCUGAGGACUAGGAAAAUCAAAAGAAGCAGCUUCAUCCUCCCUUGUGUCCCCGAGUCAGUCUCAGUCGCAUCUAUUAACACCGUGAAGUCGACAAUGACACAAAAACCGAGCACCGUGAAGCCUUCCCGCGUGUCCCAGAAGUCCAGCAAUAAGGGGUCUCAGCCGACAGUGAACGGUCGAGCGACACGUACUCAUCCGCCUCCCAGCAAGCCACAAGGGCCCGAGACUACAAAUAGCCAAGCGGCUUUCUCCAGCCUGCCGGUGCCCUUGCAGCAACGCAUCCUCGACGAGUUCCAGCGAUCGUUUGGAGACCUCUUCCAGCCCGCAGCGCCGGACGGCUCGCCAACACUAACCACGCUCUUGCAGGAGAUAAAGGCAGCCCUCUUCAACCGGGACUUCGCCGCCGCUUUUCAGAAUGCCCGUCCCGCCCUCCUCGAGGCCUACGCCGCCCGCUGGAGCCCAACCCGUGCCCUGGGCUACGCCUCCGUCUUGGUUGGCCUGGCGGGCCACCUGGACGGGAUCCUCCUCCCGGGUCUACCGCCACCCGAGGCCGUGGACGGGAUAGGCGGGGAUACAUCCACAGCGAAUGCUCACAACACCAGGAUACUCAAAGUGCUCUCCAUCGGAGGAGGCGCCGCCGAAAUCUCUGCCCUCGCCGCAUUCCUCGCCCACCAGAAUACUCUCAGCCAGGCCAGAACAUUUUCAGGGACCAUCACCCUCCUCGAUUCGGCCCCCUGGUCCCCCGCCAUCGCCAAACUCCACGAUGCCAUGACCACCCCUCCGCCCUUGUCCAAGUACGCCAGCGCCGCGGUUCGCGCCGCUAACACCCCUCUGAUACUGCCCGGUCAGCUCUCCUCGACUUUCGUCCACGCCGACGUGCUCGCCAUGACCAGAGAGGAGCUCGCUUCACGCCUCGAUGGCCCCUCCCUGGUGACCCUCUUUUUCACUCUGAACGAGCUCUUCACGGCGGGCGGCAUCGGCAAGACGACUGCCUUCCUCCUCAACCUCACCGCCGUUAUCCCUGUCGGUUCGCUGUUGCUCGUCGUUGACAGUCCGGGAAGCUACUCCGAGGCCGUCGUAGGAAAGGAGUCGAAGCGCUACCCCAUGCACUGGCUCCUGGACCACGCGCUGCUCAAGCGAGGGCGUCUGGCCCAGGACGAUACCAUCAGCGACGGGGGUUGCACCUGGGAGAAAGUCGAGGAGAACGAGUCCGUCUGGUUCAGGUUAUCCGAUUCUUUACGGUACCCUAUCCAGCUGGAGAACAUGCGAUACCAGAUGCACCUCUAUCGAGCCACCAAGCAGCUCUAGGGUGAUGACAAUAAAGGGAACGGGGGAGGCGGGGGGCAUAGACCCUACCUCGACCCCCCGUUGCGGUUCUAUUAUAGAGAUUUUGGAUAAGUGAAGAUCUAGAUCUUACGUGAAGAAGCCUGCUUCCCGCGGGAUGCAUUGACACGCUGGCGCGGCUAU
This is a messenger RNA of Sodiomyces alkalinus F11, 2061 nucleotides long. RefSeq lists its product as hypothetical. The transcript is spliced from 9 exons. The record is from RefSeq and is a predicted model, not a curated record. Bases 1 to 1902 code for a protein of 633 amino acids. NCBI's taxonomy places the organism in Eukaryota, Fungi, Ascomycota, Sordariomycetes, Glomerellales, Plectosphaerellaceae.